CAACGUGCUGCUCCAGCAGUUUCGAUUUUGCUGAGGGCGUUGUCACCUUCUGGAGCAUUCCAGAAAACCCAAUCUUGCAGCUGAGAAGAACCUGGAAUCCCAGACAUAAACCAGUGAAAAAUCCUGCUGAACUAUGGGUAAGGCAUUCUCCCAGCUCACCUCUCAAAAUGAUGAGGACAAGCCUAUCCUACCUGAUAACCCAGCCGUUGCCAGCAAGACUGCCAACUACUUCAGCACUGGUAGCAGCAAGCCAGCACACUCCUGCGUGCCUUAUGAAAAGGCUGCUAGUACCAGCUUUGUGACUUGUCCUACCUGCCAAGGCAAUGGGGAGAUCCCCCAAGAACUAGAGAAGCAGCUGGUAGCCCUCAUCCCUUAUGGAGACCAAAGGCUGAAGCCCAGACACACGAAGCUCUCUGUGUUCGUGGCCGUGACCGUCUGCCUGCUGAUUUUCUCCCUCACCAUCUUUUUCCUGUAUCCACGCUCCAUUGUUGUGCAUCCUGAAGGCCUCAACUCCUCCACGGUCGUCUUCGAUGAAACUCAUGUUCAGCUCAACAUGACGAAUGUCCUGAACAUCUUCAACAGCAACUUCUAUCCCGUCACGGUGACACAGCUGACGGCUGAGGUGUUCCACCAGGCCUCUGUGGUAGGCCAGGUUACCAGCAGCCUCCACCUGCACAUUGGCCCUUUGGCCAGUAAGCAGAUGCCUUAUGAAGUUACCAGCAGGAUUUUGGAUGAAAACACAUACAAAAUCUGUACAUGGCCGAAAAUCAGAGUCCACCAUAUUCUUUUGAAUAUCCAGGGUUCUCUAAGCUGCUCCUACCUGAGCCAUCCACAACAGCUGCCCUUCGAGAGCUUUGAAUAUGUGGACUGCAGGGAGAACAUGUCAGUGCCCCUCCUGGAGCAGCCCCUCCCUCGCCCAGCCUGAGCUGUCUGCUGCCCCUGUACUCCAAGCGCCUACAAGCUGCUCUGCAGCUCAGCUCCAUGGAGCUCAAGGAAAAACUAGUGAAUUUGUUGAAGGAAAAGUCCUGCUUUUGGCCAUGCCUUCCCCUAACACCCUCAGCACAUGGAACUUCUGUAAAAAUGUCACUUCUGAUGGAGCUUACCCAUGGUCUGUGUGGAGGAACUUCUAACAUCUUGGGACCGAGCAGGUUGGUUGCCCAGCUCCACCAGGGUGGGUCUUCAUUUGGAAUGAAGAGAAAGCUGUAGUUAGUGUAGACUUUGCAGCAUGGAUGGAUCUUUUUCAAGUUCUCCCAGUAAUAAGUGGCUUUCGGGAUAUCCAGUGCUGUUUCCAGUUUUCUUAGGUGACUGUAACUGUUCUCCUAUGCUGUCUGCUUUGGUCAUAUGAUAAUGAUGGCGAUGGCCUGCUUGUCUCAGUAAAUGGUGGACAGUAAGGUCCUCAUCCUUCCUGGUUUGGAAUACUGUCCUUGGUUUCUAGGAAAGCAGACUAUACUAUCUAAACUUUUUCUCGAUAGAAUAGCUCUAAUGUUAUCUUCACAGCAGAAGCCAGGUAGCUAAGGAGAAGCCAUCUGGUCUACCCUAGAGCAAAGGCAGAACCAUUUGAAAAGGUAUUUAUUAAAGGAAGGUUUGUAAGCCUGUGUGAGUGGACACAGGUAGGACAAGCAGUAGAGUAGGCCCAGUGGCUGUGCUCAGAAAGCCUGAAGGACAUAAGCUGUUGAUAAUCAGGCCAAAGCUGUGAGGCUCUCAUGGAUUCUCUGCAUCGGGCCCACCCUCUGUUCCUGAGGCCUCUGCUGUCCUUUGGGAUGUGACUGUGAAGAGUGACAGAUUCACCAGGAUUUCCUUCCCUGCCCGUCACUACACUGGAGCCAAACCACAGUUAACUCCCAGUUUCCUACUGGACUCCAGGUGGAGAUGAUGCCUGUGUUGCAGGAGAACAGGAACAUGUAUUCCUGAAGCUAGCUAACCUCUGCCCACCAGACAGGUGGAAAGGCAAGGGGUGUUGUGGCUGGGGAAAGCUGAAUUUAAAGUAAGAAGGAUACAAGGAAAAGAUGGUAACAGAACUGGCUAACUAGCCUAGGGCUACAAGGAAGGAGAGGAAGUCUGUCAUCCCCAAGCUUUCCCUCCUGGGUAGCCAGGGUUAAGGUGUACCAACAAAACAGAGACCCAGGGAAGUCAAGCUGAGUCUGAAGUGUAUAAGCCAUCAAAUGUAAAAGAUUUCUAACAAUAAAUUGUUAUUUAGCAGAGCUGAA
This is a messenger RNA of Grammomys surdaster, 2207 nucleotides long. RefSeq names its product transmembrane protein 106A (gene Tmem106a). Bases 134 to 925 code for a protein of 263 amino acids. The record is from RefSeq and is a predicted model, not a curated record. The transcript has 9 exons. NCBI's taxonomy places the organism in Eukaryota, Metazoa, Chordata, Mammalia, Rodentia, Muridae.